Messenger RNA from Dreissena polymorpha, 7710 nucleotides. Its product is annotated as zinc finger protein 507-like. The record is from RefSeq and is a predicted model, not a curated record. Gene Ontology annotation, biological process: regulation of transcription by RNA polymerase II. NCBI's taxonomy places the organism in Eukaryota, Metazoa, Mollusca, Bivalvia, Myida, Dreissenidae. Bases 109 to 4872 code for a protein of 1587 amino acids. Gene Ontology annotation, molecular function: DNA-binding transcription factor activity, RNA polymerase II-specific; RNA polymerase II transcription regulatory region sequence-specific DNA binding. Gene Ontology annotation, cellular component: nucleus. The transcript has 5 exons.
GUGAUCAUGUAGUUUCGCCAUGUUGCAUGUUGUGAAAAUUCAGCACGAGUUUUGACGACAUCGAUACUGUUGUGACUUCCAGGUUCGGUCUCGUGGAAUGUCUCUGCAAUGGCAAGCCAAUCCAAAACUGAGCCUGUAUCACAUCAUGUGAGGUUUGAAUCUCAGAGUCAUGAGGCCUCUUCAGAUGAGCAGCGACUGUUCCUGAAAGUGCUUGAAGACCUUAAAUAUGCUGUCUCAAAACUUGAUGAAGAGAAAUCUGAUUUAGAAAAUGAAGCAGAUAAAGCAAACAGUCAGGAUAGUCAAAAGAGUGGUAUUUCUGUAACAAAACAAGAAUCUCUAGGAUCCAUUGUAAAAUUCAAUUUUGUAAGAUCUGAACCUGAAGAACCAGGCACUACUUCAGUGACCGUCUCACAUAAAACAAAAUCUCUUAUUCUUAAAAAACUUCAAGAAGGUAAUGACAAAUCUCAGAACUGUUUAUCAUCAAAUGCUCAGUCUUCAUCAUGCUCAAUGGUAGAUGAUUUAAACAUUUCGGACCAAAGUAAUCAGAUGCCUGUAAGGUAUGUUAGUGUAUCUAACAUGGCAAAAUUCUUGCCUGUAUCCACGUGUAGUGUAAGUUCAGGAAAUACAGUAGUGGCAAUUAUGGGUGCAAACAACAUUGAGAAGAUUGUUCCAAAUGCAAAAACUGUGUCUUCUGUUACUAGUUUAAAGAAUGUAAAUGAAGCAGGCCAUAAGCAAUUGUCUACCUCAGUUUCGCCCACCAAACCUACAGAACAGUUGUUCCCGUGCAACUUUUGUGACUAUUACAGCAACAACAAAAACUAUCUGAAGCAACAUUUACAUCUAGUUCACAGUAAUGAUCGCCCGUUCAAGUGUCCAUAUUGUGACUAUGCUGGCAAACGUAGUCAUGCCUUGCGUGAACACUUAAUUGUACACACUGAUGAACGGCCUUUCCAGUGUCAAGUGUGUAACGCAACCUUCAGAAAGAAAGGUCACCUGACAAACCAUGUGAAGCUCCAUAACUCGAAACGGCUUGUUAAGUGCCCUCUGUGCAAAGUGCUUGUAUAUGAUUCCGGAGAGAACGGACUUGACGCGCAUUUGAAGAAGGAACAUGACACUGAGCGUCUGUAUGGUUGUGACUUGUGUGACCAUGUGGCAGCAAAUGAACCGGACAUUCUCAAGCAUCUUAAUGAAAAACACAUGUCCAAACUUGUUAUAUACAAAUGUGACAGAUGUCCCUUUCAAUCAGCUGAUUCUGUGGCAUUCAGAGAUCAUGCCAAGUCGCAUAGUUUAUCAGAUAGUCUAAUCCAAAUUAACAAUGGAGGUCCGGUUAAGGUAAUUGGGGUGGCUGCGGUUCCUAAAAGUGAAAAGCUUACUGAUGUGUCAGUUGCGAACAUCAAAUUCUCCAGCAGCAUACAUAAUGGGAGCUCAGGCCAAAGUUUGUCAGCAGUCUCACAGCCUGCCUUGGUGAAACCUCUGUUCAUCAAGUGUUCUGAAUGUGGCUUUGUUGCACAAGACUCUGAAGUAGUGAAAAGACACAUGUUGGAGCAUCUGAAAACACAGUUUGGAGAGGAAUAUGUCCAGCAGAUAAGCAAAAGCUUUACCAAAUCUUCAUCUCAGUCCUCCAACACAGACCUACCAUCGGAAACAUUAACACCCCUACCGAAGGCCCCAAUUCUGGUACCUGUUACCAACAGCAACCAAACAAUGCAUCGAAAUGUUGGUAAUGCUAAGAUUGACAUGAAUUCACCUAUCCUGGUGCCAGUGACAGAUCCAAGCUUACUGAAAACCCUUCAGAAUGCAGCUGUACAGGGGGCGUUGACAACUGUUACGUCGGCUUUGCAGUCGGCCAGCAGACCAGUGGUGUCAACUAUUGUUAAAGCUGCACAAUCCAGUAAAGGAGUUGUUGCAAAGCAGCCAACAUCGACUGAUAGUGAUAAGAUCCACUCUGGUCUCAGGGUGGUCCCAUUUGCUCACAGUGGUGGACCUGUACAGACCAUCACAGCUUUGCCAAUUAGUCUGGACCAAGUGAAACAGGCUCAAUCCAGCGCUAUUAAUGCUAGCAGACAGUUGAACAUUUCUACCACAACAAUAGCACCUUCACAGCCUGGUGGCUCGAGAACAUCAGACUCUACAGUGACAACCAUAGCCUCUAGGGAAGGAUCAGAUGUUGUCCAAGAUGGGUCAGGUUCAAAGAUUGGUGGGUCAACCUUGACCGUUCCAGCCAAACUGCCACCAGAGAACCAGAAAUCCCCACCUCCCAGACUGGUGUUCACUGACUGUGUUAGUUCACCAAGUGCAAAGAACACGUCUCAUGAAGUCGUGUCAGCUAUUGAAUCAAGCGUUCCACAGAAACAAAGUAGUGUCCCUCUUGCAAAAACUCCACAAACCAAAGUACCAGAAAAGAAUGUUGUGUAUUACCUUGACACAACAGACAAAUCUGUGGCAAGUUCAAAUCCUAAUACGGGCUUUAUUCAUGACAGAACUGCUGGAAGGUUCAGAUGCACCCUGUGUGGAUACACUUGCGACUCCCAGAGGACGGUCAAGGCACACAUUUGGAGGCACACAGGGAACAAGAACGUCAACUACCCCAUGUUCCAGAAUGGGCCGCUGAGUGUGUAUGAAGAUGAACAAUUGCCAGUAUGUAAAAAUGCCAGUGGUAUAGAUGAAGUCAGUAGAGCAGUAACUGAGUUGGAGAACUCACAGCAAGCUGAAGGUGCCAGUGAGAAGGGUCCAAAGCAGGUAAACUUCCCAUCUGUGGUUAUUUAUGAGAAGACACCCAGCUUUGUGAGCAAUGUUGCGCCCUUUUUGGCAAAAAUGAUUGCAAAAAAAACCCAGUGUGUUUCAGACAGUGACACAGAGAACAAUGAUACUGAGCAAACUACUGACCAACCCUUCGUGGAGCCAAUGCCUGAGCAAGUGCCCAGCGAUGAAGAUAAAAUAAACUAUACAGUGGUACUGUCAGAUACGAAUGAAAUAGUAUGUGAUGAGGUGGAGGAGGAAGAGGAAAGAAAACUUACAAUUGAUGAGUCAGAGACACUUUCUGGAGCAAUACCUGUUGUACAGAACGUUGUCGUGGAAACUGUGAACAACCUGGAGUCAAGCAGUGACAGCUACACCUGCAUGCAGAGCCAGCAGAACAGCCCCCGUGUGUGCGCUCACUCCCCUGACUCCGGGCUCACUGAGGUCACCAUAGCAACCCACUCUCAGGACAAUUCUUCCUCCAGUGGGGUUUUCUCCAGCAGUGAGCAUGCAGUGGAAAAUGGCAGAAAGAGAUUACACCAGUUUGCAAAUGGCUUUCUAGAUAGCCUUGCACCCAAGAAAGCCAGACUUGAGAGGGAAGAUUCUGCAGUUACGUUGCUGUCCUUGUUAAAGAAGGGCCCCAAUUUCAACCCAGCUUGCCCACAGAACCAGCAAUCAUCUUCUAAACCUCCUUCAGUGAACUAUUCAAAUGCUUCCUCCCCUGGUCACGAGGAUUCAAACAGCUUUGGUGAGUCUGAGGUGGUGGUUGGUAUGAGGAAGCCAGGGAUAUCAACAUCCCUGCUGGCGGUGAUUGAGCAGCUCAGGGAACGCUCCAAGUCUGACCUGGAGGAGGAGAGACCUGUGCAGCCCUUGCCAAAAAAGCAGUACAAACGCAGAAGCAGAAAGAACUCGUUGGAAGACAACUCUCCUGCCUCCGGUAUUGAGAACGUGGAGGAGUUUGUGAAGGCAGGAGAGGUGAAGUACCGUUGUAAGCUGUGCCACUAUACCAGCGAGAGCACGCAGUUCCUGCGCCAGCACAUGAAGCUACACAAGCCUAAGCAGCAGUUUGAGUGUUCCCUGUGCGACCUGAUAGCCGAGUCCAGCGAGGCACUGCAGGAUCACAUGAUACAACACUGCAAGGUGCGCAAGUACCAGUGCAAGCUCUGCACCUCCAUGUUCAACUACAAGAGUCAGUUGCGCGCUCACAUGCGCAUGCAUAAUGACCAGGACAUCAUGAUGUGCGAUUACUGUGACUUUGAGACUCGUAAUUCGGUGACUUACAAGAUGCAUGUGAAGGGUCACAUGUCCAAACCACCCUACAAAUGUAACUUAUGCAAUGCAGAGUUUACCAGUAGUCAGGAAAUGAGAGUUCAUAUUCGUGAAGAUUGUGCUGAUAAGAGUUUUAGCCCAUUUAAGUGUAAUGAAUGUGAGUUUACCAGUUAUGGAAGGAGAGAGCUGAAAAACCACCAAAGAAUUCACAUGGGUAAAGCAAUAGUUCUUGUACCAAAACGAUGCCCAUACUGCGACUAUGUUGAUGGAACAAUAGAGCAAAUAAGGAAACACAUCUCAGAGGUUCAUGGCGAAUCAAAACCGCUGAAGUGCGACAUGUGCGGUUUUGUUGCCGUUUCUAUACGCAGUCUGAAGUCUCACAUGAAACGUCACGUUAACGAUCAGCGCUUUGUGGCCCAGCCCCUGGAGCAAUACAAGUGUAACCUGUGUGGGUAUGUGUGCCACCAUCUGCCCUCCCUCAAGUCACACAUGUGGAGACACGCCCCAGACCUUCAUUACAGCUACGAGUUCACCAAUGACGUAAUCAAUGCAGCUAUAGACUUUGACUGUCUUAAAGGCGUCUCUGACACCAAUGAAGACCACGUGGAGUCCUUUAGAAAUCUCAUCAUGGAGAAGAUGAAGGUGAACGGUCUGGAUCUCACAGGACAAGAUUUAGACGAGAGCGCGAAGGCGUGCUGCUGGGUUACGUUUCGCUGCUGUCAGUGUGGCUUUGAGACCAUCAACAAGGCAGAACUGAACCUGCAUAUGGGUGAGCAUACUGACGUGAUCAAGAUGACGCUGGAGGUGGCAGAUACUGGCGACUCUGGGCGACUGUCCCAGGAGGAGGAGGACUUGGAUGAGUGAACAAUUGGAGUUGUGUUGUCAAGUGUUGUGGCAUUAUCUCUGUUUAGCUAUUUAUUUGUUGUAUAUUUCAACACUGAAAUCUGUGUAUUAUAGAUUACUUAUUGAUUAUACAUGCACCUGUAAUGUACCGCAAAUGUUUUUGUGUCAAACAUGCUGCUGAAAAAUAGUGGUUUUAACUUUAGCUAUGUUAGGAUUAUAAUAUUUUAUUGAUGAUGCCUGUCUUCUUUCAGAAAGCCAUUAAUUAAGCCUUGUUUUUAAUGGCAUAUUAGAUACUUUGUAAAUGAUGGCAUAUUAGAUACUUUGUAAAAUUAUAGUAUAAUGGCAUGAUUUUGUUUUGCUUUUUAAAUAAUUUAGAAAAGAUUUGUUAUCAUUUAUACCUGUAAAAUGUCAAGUUAAGUAUUUUAGCCUACUAUGAAUUUGAGAUUUAAUGGUAACUUACUGAUAUAUUUCUGCAAAAAUCAUUAGGCAGCUGUUUGUGUGCUUGCUCACAGUUUGUUAAUGUUAUCUCUUACAUUAUGUGUUGCUGUAUUUUACUAGCCAUUUACUUUUUAUGAAAAGUUUAAUGUCGAUAUAGAUCUUGGUCUACUUAUUUUCUUAUAUUUUAUAGUGACAUGUAUAACUUUUCAUUCAUCAAUAACGCAUUGCAAAUAGGUACAUGUAAUUUUUUAAGAGGCAGCUUAGACCCAUAUAAGCUUUAUCGUUUAUUUUAAUUGUAUUUGAUCCUAUUGUAUGAUAGCAUUGGCCUCUCUGAAAAUUGUUCUAUUUUGUGAGAAAAAAAGCUGUCAGAAGGAAAACCAGUUUUUCUUGUAUUGCUAUAAUAAACCCUUGUUAAUAAGUUACAUUUAUACCCAUUCAUCAUAAAACUUGCUCAGAACAUUUGUUCUUAUAAUAUCCAGGCAGAGUUCACAAAUUGUUCUUGGAAUUUUAGAAACAUGUCUGCCAGGGGGGGGAGAGUAGUUUUUCCUAUUAAUAUCUAGCCUGAGUUAGCAAAAUAAUUCUGUUUUGACCCUUGGGUCUCAUAUGAGCUCCUUAGCCUCUUGUUUUGCAUGUGUGUGAUUUGAUAUCGGCACCAAUUAGUCACAUAUAUUUUGUAUUGGGUCGUAAACAGUGUGUUAUUAUUUGGCACUUUGUUUGUAAAUACCAGUAGGUUUUAUGUUUAAAAAUGUACAGAACUAUGACAACAAAAUAUUCUCAAUCUCAGAUUUUUACAUAAAACCAAACACUUGUUUAUAACAUACAUGAUGUGUUGCUAAUAAGUAUAACAAAACAAGAUCUUUAAGGUUUCAACGAUGUUUCAUGAAUUUACAGAACAAGAAUCUCAUAUUAUAACAUUUUGGAUACUAGAAUUACUGCUCGAUCUUAAUUUGAAACAACAGAGUGAUUUACCUUUGCAUUCAUGAGUUCAUGAGAGAACAAUGCAUGGAGUCCAAUUUUCACAUGGUCUCUAUUAAGUGGUCUGUAGUAUUUUGUUUAAUAAAUGAACUCUACUAGUUACUUCAUGAUAUCAUUUUUUCAGACAGCUAAUGUAUAGUUCUGAUAUGCCUACAGUUUUAUUUUGUUGCAUAAAUACUGAAAGUAUGCAUGUAUAUAAACCAACACUGUUUUAGUACCUUUUUAGCUCAUCUAUUUUUUGAAAAAAAAUUAUGAGCUAUUGUCAUCACCUUGGCGUCGGCGUCUACUUCGGCGUCGGCGUUGGCGUCCGGUUAAGUUUUGCGUUUAGGUCCACUUUUCUCAGAAAGUAUCAAUGCUAUUGCAUUCAAACUUGGUACACUUACUUACUAUCAUGAGGGGACUGGGCAGGCAAAGUUAGAUAACUCUGGCGUGCAUUUUGACUGAAUUAUGUGCCCUUUUUAUACUUAGAAAAUUGAAAAUUUUGGUUAAGUUUUGCGUUUAGGUCCACUUUUUUCAGAAAGUAUCAAUGCUAUUGCAUUAAAACUUGGUACACUUACUAACUAUCAUGAGGGGACCGGGCAGGCAAAGUUAGAUAACUCUGGCGUGCAUUUUGACAGAAUUAUGUGCCCUUUUUAUACUUAGAAAAUUGAAAAUUUUGGUUAAGUUUUGUGUUUAGGUCCAUUUUAUUCCUUAAGUAUCAAAGCUAUUACUUUCAUACUUGCAACACUUACUAACUAUCAUAAGGGGACUGUGCAGGAAAAGUAAUGUAACUCUGACUGGCAUUUUGACAGAAUUAUGUGCCCUUUUUAUACUUAGAAAAUUGAAAAUUUGGUUAUGUUUUGUGUUUAGGUCCACUUUAUUCCUACAGUAUCAAAGCUAUUGCUUUCAUACUUGCAACACUUAUUAACUAUCGUAAAGAGAUUGUGCAGGCAAAGUUAUGUAACUCUGACUGGCAUUUGGACGGAAUUAUGGGCCCUUUAUACUUAGAAAAUUGAAAGUUUGGUUAAGUUUUGUGUUUUGGUCCACCUUACCCCUAAAGUAUCAUAGAUAUUGCUUUUAUACUUGGAACACUCGCAAACUAUCAUAAGGGUACAGUAAAAGGACAAGUUGCAUAACUCUGGAUGUCAUUUUUACGGAAUUAUGGCCCUUUUUUGACUUAGUAACUUUGAAUAUAUGGUUAAAUUUUGUGUUUGGAUCCACUUUACUUCUUAAGUAUCAAGGCUAUUGCUUUCAAACUUCAAAUACUUUCAUGCUAUCAUGAGGUUACUGUACCUGGCAAGUUGAAUUUUACCUUGACCUUUGAAUGACCUUGACUCUCAAGGUCAAAUUAUUAAAUUUUGCUAAAAUUGCCAUAACUUCUUUAUUUAUGAUUAGAUUUGAUUGAUACUUUGACAAAACUACUCUUACCUGACAUACCACAAUAGACUCCACCCAAACCAUCGCCCG